Nicotiana tabacum (common tobacco) is the source of this 3123-nucleotide messenger RNA. NCBI's taxonomy places the organism in Eukaryota, Viridiplantae, Streptophyta, Magnoliopsida, Solanales, Solanaceae. The record is from RefSeq and is a predicted model, not a curated record.
ACUAUUGUCGAGGCACAACCUUGACCACACCUCCAACUUGACUCCAAAUCCAUUUUUUAAAUCAAUAAAUUAUUUCAGAGUUUCACAAUAAUCCUAAUCCUCGUAAUAAUACACUCGGCAGCCAUGUUAAAAGUCUUUAAAAUACUUAUAAUCAGUAGAAACAAACAAAAGAGCUUUUUGAAUUCUCCAUUAAUCUGCCAUUUUUGACUUCCCCUCGGUUGUGAACGAUAACACGGUGCGCACCCUUCGCCGGAUUUUACACUGAUUCACCAUGCCGGAGCUGGUUCAAGCUACACAAGUCUACACGCCGAGAACUAUACAGCUCUGGAAAUCGCUACUGAAUUGGCUAGCUUUCUUCUUCCAGAUCUUUCUUCAGAUCCUCAAAGGCAAUAGCUCUCUUCUCUCUUCCUCUCCGCAGUUCAAGCCGCUGCCUGACGUUGAGCUGCUGGAGGAGGAGGAGGAGGAGGAGGCGCUGCCGCCGUCAUCCGUCGCUCUCUCGACUCUGCAAAUCACUACCGAAAGUGUUCCGAUUAGUCUCCAAGAGGAACGUUCACAGAGGCUCACGGUGGUUCUUGACUUGGAUGAUACUUUAGUUUGUGCAUAUGAGACAUCAAGUAUGCCGACAAUCAUGCGUACCCAGGCAACAGAGGCUGGGUUGAAGUGGUUUGAGCUCGAGUGCGUAUCUUCGGACAAGGAAUAUGAUGGCAAACCUAAGAUCAACUAUGUCACAGUUUUUGAACGUCCUGGACUACACGAGUUUUUAAAACAACUUAGCGAAUUUGCUAAUCUGGUCUUGUUUACUGCUGGACUUGAAGGAUAUGCAAGACCCCUUGUUGACAAAAUUGAUCCUGAGAAUUGGUUUAGCCAUAGGCUUUAUCGGCCUUCAACUAUUAGCACUUCGUUGCAGGUCUGAACAUAGAGUAGGGAGUUUGUUUCUAGCAGAAGUUCUUAAGUGACACCGAGCACAGCCUUCUUGAAGAAUCAUUUUUUGAAAUUCUGUCAUGCUAACUAAGCUCUGUAUGUUAAUCCUGAAUUGAGAUCUUAGUGUGUCAGUUUAGGUACCUAGUCUUUUUAUUUUAGUGCCUCAGCUCUAUGAAUCUGAUCUUCAAGCAUAUGUUACCGAUUGAAGAUUAUCUUUUCCUUUCCAACCCCCAGUUUCAUAUAUUAUAUCUAUGGAGUAUGUAUAAUAUUUAAGCAAAUCUAAUCCUUAUUUUUUCUGAAGUAUGACGGAUUGACGACUGACGUGUUUCUAAAUGUUUCCUUAAUCCGUGUAACUUGUUUAAGUGUGUGACCAUCUCAUCAGAAAGCUGAAACUGCCAGAGAGAACAUACUUUUAGAUACUUAAUUAUGUAUUCAACACGCUCCCCCACUUAUAGACCUGCUUUUGUUAUGGUCCGAGCACGUAAAUUCUUUUUGAUAAUGAGUGGUGGCGAGACUCGAACCCAAGACUUUGCCUGCUUUGAUACCAUGUAAAAAUAUAGAAGAAACUAAACUUGACUUGGUUAACAAUGUAUAAGAGAUGCUUCUUAUAUGGACCCCAGGACUUUGGUCUUGUGGCAGGAGCGCAACUCGUGAUGUGUGGGUUAGGCGCACGUCAUGUGUUCGAAGUCUGCCACUAACAAAAGCCUGGUAUUUAAGUAGAGAAGGGUUGAGGAGCGGCCCAUCAUCCACAGAGUUUCGAAAUCGAUCCUCGGAGAUUUCUUUGCUAUCAAAAAUAAUAUUAAAUGAAAAAAGGUGCUUCUUAUACGAGAGUCUUAGGCUAUAUAAUAUGCUAAAUGAUCAAUCCCCGUGUUGAUAAGGUAAGUAAAUAUUUUAUAAUUAAAUCCAAAAUAUCCUAACGUAUGCUAUAGAAUAUUCUGUAUGAUUUUCCUUUUUAAAUAUUAUGUGAAUCUAGAAGUAUAUGAAUGUAGACACAUAUUCACUUGAUACUAAAUAUAGCUCAUCUCUUGUGUUGGCUGGUUGCUUUUUUAUUAGCAUCCUUAGGUGCAGUAAGGAUUCAUACAUAGUUGUUAACGGAGUAGAGCUACCAAAUUCUGAGGACCUCUUUGUCAAAACUUUGUUAACCCGUGGUAGUCCAACUUUGGUACUCUCUGUCGUGUUAUACAUGGUGACUAGCUUAUGAAUGUUAGAAGCGGUAAGAUCAUAAAUUGUGUAGGGCCUCACAUUUGAAAGAAAACAUUUGUUAAGUUAGACUUUCAAGUUCAUGUCUCUAUUUAUGAAAAUGUUUUAUUGUCAAUGCCACUAACUUGCUUCUAUGGAUUAUGGUGUUUGUUUGAAGUUUUGACGUUCUUGAGUUUACAACAUCAACUUUAGAGUUUUCAAUGUGUAUGUUUGAGCUAUAUCUUGGAAAAAAUGGAGUACUUUUUUCUGAAGAUUUCCAUACUUCUCAAAUUUGUCAAAAAAUGUAAAUCUCUAAAAGCUAGUUUUUGGGUUUUUUAAAGCUAUAAAAAUUGAGUUUGGAAAUGUUGAAUUUGCUCUGGCAUGUUUGUAUACGGGUGAAACCGGGCCCAUGGGACGCCUCAGUUUCCGAUGAAGUAAACGGAGCAAGAGACGUGACGGUAAGGGACCGGAAUCGAGGCAAGGAGCCCCUCGAGCCGGGGUCCGGGCAAAACGCCUGCCCUCGGAAGUAUCGGGGCCAUGACUCCCAGGUUCGGUUCGAAUCCCAAAGGCCUCGGAGAGCAUUACCAGAUAAUCGAGCACGACCAACAAAAGGCUGUGAUAUCCGUGACCAGCCGAAUGUCACGGCGUGAAUCUCGACACGUAUCGGCAGAAAACCGGUGAUUAGUUAAACAUAAGAUUUUUACCUUUUAUGAAAUUGUACUUGGGAUAAAACACCCCUACUAUAUAAAGGGGGUCUGAUUAUUCAUUAGACACACUUUAACACGCACAUCAAUGCAAUAUACUCUUAUUUUCUCUGUUAUUCAAAGUUGUUACUUUUGUUGAUCAGUUCAUCAUUAACGUGAGCCCGGGAUCGAAGACAAGCGUUUCAUUAAGCUAUUAGAGUCCGAGAUCACUCCAUUUGAUUGGUUUAAUACUUUAUUACGUCCUUUAUAUGUUUAAUCUAACGCUAUUUAUCAUUUGUAUUGAAUUAACCCGCGUAUCCUUAAAACCACUUACAAAUUU